Varroa destructor (honeybee mite) is the source of this 2033-nucleotide messenger RNA. Its product is annotated as peptidyl-prolyl cis-trans isomerase FKBP4-like. Lineage: Eukaryota; Metazoa; Arthropoda; Arachnida; Mesostigmata; Varroidae. The record is from RefSeq and is a predicted model, not a curated record. Gene Ontology annotation, molecular function: peptidyl-prolyl cis-trans isomerase activity; protein binding.
GUACUCAGUGCAGUUAUCUUCGAAAGAAAACUUAUAUUUGUGUAAAGUCUUUAUAACCUUCUUCGACUGAGGUGUCGAUAAAUGCUUUGCGCUCUCGGAAAAUUCGAAGAAUGUUUUUAGUGCCCGUAAAGAUUUCAAUGAGUUAAAUUGCGUCCGGCAUGCGUUAUUUGAAAUCGAAUCGUUGUCAGCGGUAAAGAACGCCUAAAACAUGAAACAUCUAUCGUGGUGUAACAAUGGCUGUCGAUCUAACGGAGAAAAAAGACGGGGGUGUUCUUAAGGAAAUCCUUCGGGAGGGCGAAGGUGACGCAACUCCCGGCGAAUCGUGCACCGUUUACGUGCAUUAUCAUGGUACGCUGCAGGACGGAACAGUGUUCGAUUCGUCUAGAGAUCGCGGUACCGAAUUUGACUUCCAGCUUGGCACUGGACAGGUGAUCAAAGCGUGGGAUAUCGGUGUCGCGUCAAUGAAGAAAGGUGAGCUGUGCCGUCUGACGUGUGCCGCUGAAUAUGCGUAUGGCGAAAAUGGAUCGCCGCCGAAGAUUCCUCCAAAUUCCACGCUAAUCUUUGAAGUUGAACUCCUACGCUGGGCCUACGAAGAUAUCUCGCCCGAAAAAGACGGUUCACUGCAGAGAAGGAUCAUCACCAAGGGUGAACUAUACACGACGCCCAAGGAUCUCACAGAGUGCACGGCUCACAUCCGAGGUAGUUACAGCGAUGGAAAGGUCUUUGACGAACGGGAUGUCACCUUCAUUGUCGGCGAGGCAGCAGUACAAAAAGUCUGUCGAGCUAUCGAAGUAGCAGUGCAAAAGAUGAAGAAAGGUGAAAAAUCGGAACUUUAUUUGAAAGGCGACUUUGUUAAGGACCCAUCUCUACCCAGCGUUGAAGAUGGUGCAGAACUCACGUACGUCGUCACGUUGCACAACUUCGAAAAGGCGAAAGAUGCAUGGGAGCUGAACACAGACGAGAAAAUAGCCGCAGCAGAGAAGGACAAAGAGAAGGGAACCUGGCACUUUAAAGAGGGCAACCUUGAACAGGCGCUAAAGUACUAUAAUAGAGUCCGCGAAUUCCUUAAAAGCGAAGAUCGACUCAAGGAUGAGGAAAAAACGAAACGGGACAGCCUGUAUAUUGCCGGUUUGCUCAAUAUUGCCCUUGUUCAAUUCAAACUCAACGAAAUGACUCAGUGCAUCGAAGCGUGCAACGAAGUUCUCCAGCUGGACGCCAAUAAUGUCAAGGCUCUAUACCGUAGAGGUCAGGCGCAGCUCACAAUCUGCGAAUAUAAAAUGGCCAUAGAGGAUUUUGAUCGUUGCCUCAAGAUUGAGCCUGAAAAUAAAGCGGCAUUGUCACAGCGGCUAUUGGCAAAGGCAAAGCAUCGGGCCCAGCUUGAGCGUGACAGGAAGAUGUAUAGCAAAUUGUUCUAUAAAAUGUCCUCAGAUGGUGGCGAAGGCGAAAGUGGUAAGCCAAAGCCGACCGAAGAAGGUGUGUGGUCAAAUGAACAGGACAACUCAUCCGAUUUGAAGUCGACAGAAGCUAGCGUUAAAGCUCAGUAGAACUCAAUCGAAUUGAGAUUACGUAAUACAUUCUGCUGAAGUUGAGCUUAGCUGCCCCAUGUCCACCGUACGCCAGGAGGCAACUUAAGAAGUUCUUUCUUUCACUUCUAUACCAAAUGAGCGACAAAAAACUGAAGAAGACGCGGCUUUACUAGCGGCCUAGCCAAAGGAUCUAUCCUUAAUAAUGUAACAGCGUCAAAGGCCAAUGUAGAUUGUCCUGUCUUUUCUUUCCCAGUGAUCGAUGGAUAUGUGAACGAGCGAAAGAGAUUGGAAAGCGUAGCGUGCAUUCCAUGUACAUAAUGACAAUCUAUAUUAAGAAAAAAACUGAACAUAGAUAAAUGUUUGGCGUUUGCGUGUGAAAUCAUACUCUAACAACAUGAGUCUAUAAUUAUAGAUUUCCAUAUUGUCCGAUUUCAGCUAUAAGUAGCAUUUCACUUAUAAUUAGCUAGCUGGAAGUUGUCGCAAGUAAAUUGCCACUGGUGGAACGAC